CCGGCGUGACAGGCGGCCCGCCGGGACCACAGGGCGACGGGCAGCCGGGCGCUGCGCCGGCAGCUUCCCGCGGGCUCAGGAUAAGCCAUUGGUGCAAACUGAAACCAUGGAGUCCAUGCUGAACAAGCUGAAGAGCACUGUCACAAAGGUGACAGCUGAUGUCACCAGUGCAGUCAUGGGAAAUCCCGUCACCAGGGAAUUCGAUGUCGGGCGACACAUUGCCAGUGGAGGUAACGGGCUUGCUUGGAAGAUAUUCAAUGGAACUAAAAAAUCAACAAAGCAGGAAGUGGCUGUUUUUGUCUUUGAUAAGAAGCUAAUAGACAAGUACCAAAAAUUUGAAAAAGAUCAGAUUAUUGAUUCCUUAAAACGAGGUGUUCAACAGCUAACUAGGCUUCGACACCCUAGACUACUUACUGUACAACAUCCAUUAGAAGAGUCCAGGGAUUGCUUGGCAUUUUGUACAGAACCAGUCUGUGCAAGUUUAGCUAAUGUUCUUGGCAGCUGGGACAACCUACCUUCUCCUUUACCAUCAGACAUUAAAGAAUACAAACUUUAUGACGUGGAGACCAAAUAUGGUUUGCUUCAGGUUUCUGAAGGUUUGUCAUUUUUGCAUAGCAGUGUCAAAAUGGUCCAUGGAAAUAUUACUCCUGAAAAUAUAAUCUUGAAUAAGAGUGGAGCAUGGAAAAUUAUGGGCUUUGAUUUUUGUAUCCAAUCAACAAAUCCAUCUGAACAGGAGCCAAAGUUCCCUUGUAAGGAAUGGGAUCCAAACUUGCCAUCCUUGUGUCUUCCAAAUCCUGAGUAUCUGGCGCCAGAAUAUAUUCUCUCUGUGAGCUGUGAGACAGCCAGUGAUAUGUACUCUUUGGGAGCUGUUAUGUAUGCGGUGUUUAAUAAAGGGAAACCAAUUUUUGAAGUCAACAAGCAAGAUAUUUAUAAAAGCUUUAGUAGACAGCUGGACCAGCUGAGCCGUUUAAGCUCCAGUACUCUUGAGAACAUACCCGAGGAGGUGCGUGAGCAUGUAAAGCUCCUCCUAAACGUAGCUCCAGCAGUCAGACCAGACGCUGAUCAAAUGACUAAGAUACCAUUCUUUGAUGAUGUAGGAGCAAUGACGCUUCAGUAUUUUGAUUCAUUAUUUCAAAGGGAUAACCUGCAGAAAUCACAAUUCUUUAAAGGACUACCAAAAGUUCUGCCAAAACUACCUAAGCGUGUUAUAAUUCAGCGAAUUUUGCCUUGCUUGACUUCUGAAUUUGUGAAUCCGGAUAUGGUGCCCUUUGUCUUGCCUAAUGUUCUCUUAAUUGCUGAAGAGUGCACCAAAGAAGAAUAUAUCAAGCUCAUUCUACCUGAUCUUGGUCCUGUUUUUAAGCAGCAAGAACCAAUCCAGAUAUUGUUAAUCUUCCUGCAAAAAAUGGACUUGCUUCUAACCAAAACUCCACCAGAUGAAAUAAAGAACAGCGUUCUACCAAUGGUUUAUAGAGCCUUGGAAGCACCUUCAAUUCAGAUCCAGGAGCUUUGCUUAAACAUAAUUCCCACGUUUGCCAAUUUAAUAGAUUACCCAUCAAUGAAAAAUUCAUUAAUUCCAAGAAUUAAAAAUGCAUGUUUGCAAACUUCUUCUCUUGCUGUCCGGGUAAACUCACUAGUGUGUUUGGGCAAGAUCUUGGAGUACUUGGAUAAAUGGUUUGUGCUUGAUGAUAUUUUACCUUUUCUACAACAAAUUCCAUCAAAGGAACCUGCGGUGCUCAUGGGAAUUUUAGGUAUUUACAAAUGUACAUUUACUCACAAGAAGUUGGGAAUUACCAAAGAACAGCUUGCAGGAAAAGUAUUGCCCCAUCUGAUUCCUCUUAGUAUUGAGAACAAUCUGAAUCUCAAUCAGUUCAAUUCUUUUAUUUGUGUUAUAAGAGAUAUGCUCAAUAGAUUGGAAGCAGAACAUAAAACAAAACUUGAGCAACUUCAUGUCAUGCAAGAACAACAGAAAUCCUUGGACAUUGCCAACCAAAUGAGUGGGGGUGAAGAGGCAAGAUCUAGUGGUACAGGCAAUCAGAUUGACAAGGUAUUUAAUAAUGGAGCUGACCUUCUGACUAGUGGAUCUGAUAGUAAAGAAAAUGAGAUGUCAUCAAUACAGAGAAAGGCCUCACUUACACUGGAAGAGAAGCAAAAGUUAGCUAAAGAACAAGAACAGGCACAGAAACUGAAAAGCCAGCAACCUCUUAAGCCCCAGGCAACUACAGUGACACCUCCAGUGAAGCAGACAAAAGACUUGACAGAUACCUUGAUAGAUAAUAUGGCAUCUUUGACCAGCCGUCCUAUCAACCAAGCUCAAGUUGCAUCUUCAAACAGCUUCUCUUCCGUUCCCUCUAUGGGUGUUGGGAUGGGAUUUUCAUCACCCAUUGACAACACAAAGAGAAAUAUGACAAAUGGACUAAACACAAAUAUGGGAUUUCAGACUGCUGGAUUCACCAUGGGAGCAGGUCUCGCCACUCAGAAUUUCUUCAGUGGUCCAAGUGCAACAGGAGCAACCAAGAUGAACAUGGUACCACCUGCCAAUAUGCCAAAUUACAGUCCUAUGAAUGCUGCAUCUGCAAUCUCUCCACUGACACAACAAAACAGACCCCCAGAUAUGUCUGCUUUAGAUAAUCUUUUUGGUCCUCAAAAACCCAAAGUUAGCAUGAAGCAGUUGGCUCAACAGAAAUCAAGCCAGUGGGUCAAUCAGUUUGUGCCACCUUCAGGGUCCCCGAAUGCGAGCAAUACAGCCUUGGGACCUCAGAUGAACAUGCUAGCACAGCCAGGCUUUGGCAUACAGGGUAAUCCUUUCUUUUCUCCUCAGAACUUUGCACAACCAGCAAACACAAUGACAAACAGCAGCUCAGCUAGCAAUGACUUAAAAGAUCUUUUUGGGUAAAAUGUUUUGUUUUCUUCCUUCAAAGAUUGGUGAAAUUUGGAUCAUGGGUAAGCUGAUUAACAUCUUGUUUUUAUUAAUAAAAGCAUGACUUGGGGAAACUAUCAACCCAGCAAAGUAAAGACUUCUGGGCAGGAAAAAAGGCUGAUGUUUCAUUCACCUGGUACUGCAGUGGAAUUGUGUGAGUGCAAAGUCAUCUUACAUGCUAAAGAUUUCCUGUCUCUUUACCAACAUGAGAGUGCUGAAGGUAGGAUGCGUAUAUUCAUCUGAAAAAAGAGUAUAUUGAAAUUAUUCAGAGCUGAAUUCAGUCAAGUCCAAUGAAAUUCCCUACAAAAUUUUAAGUUAAGCAAAAAUGCUUAUGGGGUAUAAUGCUGCUAUUGGAUGCAAACCUGGAGAAUUACUCAUGUUGCCUGAAUUUGUCACAAGCUGUCAUUUUGUCCUAUGACAGUUUGCAAAAAGAAAAUUCUUAUGCUGACCUAAAAAUUUUGAUAGCCAAAUUAUACAGAGAGCACUCUAACCCAUAACUAAGGGCGAGACUAAGAAGGGAGCGUAUUUUGACUUUCUUCUCUCAUGUAAGCUAAUGUAAUGAAUGUGGUAGUAAGAUCUAACAAGAUUCAUCAGGCAUAAGAAGUUGUUCUAAAAUUUGAUUCAAGUUUGGGACAGAGGAAGAACACUGCUUCAAAGGUCAUGCUGGUUUACAAGCUCUUUUAUAAUGCCACAUCCUUGUUACAAGCCCCAUAGCAAAAGCAACAUACCACUUAAGCAGGAUUUUAAAAUACAUGUGGUGAUUUCAUCACAUUUACUGUAUAUUCCAUUGUUUUGGCUAGUACGAUGCUGCUUCUAACUGAUGUGAAAAAAACCCUGUAGUUAUGAAACCUCAAAAAAUGAAUGUAAAUGUGAAAUUCAUGUUGACUGCCCCAACUGUGUAACUAAACACACGUUACAUAGUUACAGAGAAAUAUCUUGAAUUAAUUAAUAAUUUUUGGCUCAAUUGAGACAAUGAAAAAGGAUCACCUUAUACAAUUUGCACAGGGUUUUAUGAAAAAGCAGACUGCCAUAAAUUGCCUUGACUAAGAGUGAACUAUUUCAUUUUACUUUUGGUUUAAAUCAAGUCCUUAUGAAGGAUAGAUUGACAUGAAGUGAUUUCUCAAAUACGGAUUUGUAAGCUCUAGAGUGUAUGAUAAAUACACAGGUAUUUCAGAUCCUUUUUAUUGUAUUAUGCUAAAUUCAAUAAAGGUCUCCAGAAAUCCAAAGAGUAGUUUCUUCUACUUCAAGAAGGUGUAUGUUCAGCUUGCCCAUGGUGGAAUCUCUGCUCUGUCAGAUACUACUGUUGAGUUUUAACUUCUUUUUCCCUAAGAAUUUCAAGUGCUUUCUUACCUAGUAUUUUGAAGACUAUAAAUGGUUAUUUUGAGAAGGAAAGAACUAGUUACCUUUUUUAUGGAAAGCCUACUUGCUUUAUUUUUCAAAGCCUUUCACUGAAGAAACUCUUCUUUCAUUUGCUGCUUAAGAAACCAAAGGGCCUUAUGCUGUAAAUAUGACUUGUAUUUUGUUAUACUUCCACAGUUCUAAGCCGUGAUAGCAUUAAGCAUAUUUCUUAAAGAAUUCUUUGUGUAUAAUUGCUGCUGCGUUAGUCCUAUCAUUUUAAAAUACCUGGGACCAAUAAAUUUGUGGUCUGGAAAACAAUACCUAAUACAUUGUGAUGCUUAUGUGCUCUUAAUAUUCAUGGUAAGCAUUGUAGGUUAUGUUAAAAUAUCCAUGUAAAUUGAAGUACAAUACUAGAACUGUUGAACUAUUUAAAUUCAUUUACAGUUGCUGGCACUCUAUACUCUCAAUCACACUCAUGUCUUCUUUUAUGUCAACCCUUCGAAGCUGUGUUUUGUUAGGGUAACCUAAGGCAAGCCUUUGAAGAAUUACUUGAAUCUGUAUUCCUCUAAAUUAUUAGGAAAAUAAGUUUAUGUUAAAAACAUCUCAUAGGACUCUAAAAUGUAUUAAAUUAAUACAUCUAUGGCAAAGGCAGUCUUAAAAGUCAGUGUCCUGAUGUCUCUGGACUGGGAGCUUUUCAGAACUGGAUUUAGUUUAGCCUAUUGCAGGGAAAGUAGAAAAAAAAUGAUCUGAUUUCAUUUACUAGACCUCCUAAACUGUGUGGUUUGGGGUAUGUGCUUUUGUCAUGGGCUGUACCAGAACAUACACUGUUUUGUAAGAACAAAGUAAAAAUAAAUCCUACAGGUUCAAAUUAAAAUAAGCUCUUUUUUGAAGUGGUAAUGCAAUGGAAUAAGGUCUUUAUCUGACUCAAGCAAUAGGCCUUUUUUCAUUUAUAUGUGAGAGCAUAACUUUGAUUUCUCUUGUUUGCUGCAAUUUUCAGAAUGCCCAGAAUGGAAGAACAACAAAGAAAACUGGAAAGGGUGCUUACAAAAGCUCUUAACAAAAUUUUCCAGUUAUUUAAUUUUUUUUUCUAAACUCAGUGCAACAAAAGCAGUGAGUCCAAUCCCUUUUCCACAUAGAUGCUUCUUGCUUAGUAUGUCAGGAAACUCAGUGUGUUUGAAGUUCUCAAAUGAUUUCUUCUUAACUUAAAGGAAAGAGCACUUGCAAGAGGUAAGUCACCAUGGCCACAUGCCACUUGGCUCCUGCUCCAAUAGUUUUUCUUUAGGAAUCUUUGGCCAACUGAUCUCUCCCCUUAGAAGUCGUUGUUCUGAGGCCCUGCAAGAGGCUGGAAGACUUGUUUUGUGGCCAGAGUGAGUUGUUUGAGAGCAGCAGUUGUGCUUCACAUCCAAGUUGGUUUUUGGGAAAGACAAAGGGAAGGGACAAUGUUACAAAAUGUGGGUGUUCCAGGAGCUUCCUGUGGCUGAACUUGGAUGGAAAGCAGUGCUACAUCUAGCUUGGCCUGAAGCAGAGGGGGUCUGUCUAGUCCUCAUGCAAAGUAAAGUGGAGAACACAGGUUUGGAAUUGGUACAUGGUUAAGAAACUACAAAUGCUGUUAAUGAAAUAGUAACCUGGUAAUAAGUUAUUCUUUACAAUGCCUUGAGGAAGACAAGGCACUAAAUUACACUAAAGUUCUGCCCUUCAUAUUCAACUUCAUUUAAAGGAAAAAUGUGAAAGCCUGUCAGGUUGUAUCAUGACAGCAGCCCCUGUGCACCCACUUGGCUCACCCAC
Molecule: messenger RNA, 6040 nt
Organism: Agelaius phoeniceus (red-winged blackbird)
Lineage: Eukaryota; Metazoa; Chordata; Aves; Passeriformes; Icteridae
Gene: SCYL2
Product: SCY1 like pseudokinase 2
Biological process (GO): protein phosphorylation
Molecular function (GO): ATP binding; protein kinase activity
Source: RefSeq, a predicted model, not a curated record